UUCAGUCUAGACACAAGUUACAAACAGUCAAUUCUGGAUUGGAGCUGAAUCUUCCUCUUCUUUUUUGGCCAAAGAGGUACAGCAUGUCCGAAAUGCUCGACGACAUCUUCACGAAGCAGAACUUUAUGAAGCUGAACCUGGAUGAUGGCUUACUCCCGGCACAGACGCAACCCAAAGUCCCAGGGCAGAGUCGGCUGAACCGGUCAGCCUCCUUCUUCUCUCCCCCCUCCCCUCCUGAAUCCUCGAGCCACAGCUUGAGCUCUGAGCAUGUUAAUAAUGACGACAAUGGCAGCCCUUUCUGGUCAUCCAAUAUCUGGAGCCAGGGCCCUGUUUCCAAACCGAAACAGCUCCCCUUCAGACCUGACCGCUCCAUGAGCCUGACCGAGUCCAGUAGCAGCCUGCUUUCCUCCUUUGGACAGCUGAAGAACCAUGAGGCUUUCCCCUCGGUCCCUGCUACUACUACUGUGGCUCCCCCGCCGGGCUUCCCUCCCUCGUCUCCCUUCCCAGCCCAGAUCCCUCCAAUGCUGUCCUCUAACCGUUACAAGACUGAGCUGUGCCGUGGCUUCCAGGAGACCGGCAGCUGCAAGUAUGGCAGUAAGUGCCAGUUUGCCCACGGCGAGGCAGAGCUGAGAGGACUGUACCGCCACCCAAAGUACAAGACGGAGCCCUGCAGAACUUUCUACAACUUUGGCUACUGCCCCUACGGCUCACGCUGCCACUUCAUCCAUGAGGAGAAAAUCAGCGGAGGUCCGUUAGCGUCUGCCAAUUUCCCUAAUCAGCGGCAGCCAACUCCCACAGCGCCCAGUGCUCAGAACCCACGCCACCAGCUCCGCCAGAGUGUCAGCUUUGCUGGGUUCCUGGGCUCUUCACGCAGCUCAUCUCCUCCAUCAUUCCCUUCAUCCUUCAAUGAUCUGAACGUGGGGUUUAGCCGUGCUCCCUCAGUUUCUCCACCUCCUGCUGAUCUCCUCUCCCCAGUGUUUGUCGACUCUCUGCAGCGGGAGGCAGCAGCAUUCCAGUUUGGCAACCAUCAGACCCGUGCCAGCGCUGGAGACAUCCACAACAUUCCUCUCAUCCUGGAGCCAAAGGCCUCGCGCUGUGUGUGUGGCCAUGGAAAUAACUUUAACAGCAACAACAGUAAAGUCUUCACCAGCAUGGAGGAGGAGGACAGGCACCACCACCAGGACAGCAGCAAGCUGUUUCCUGGCACUGGAGGCCACGGAGCGUUCAUGAAGCCUGCUGGACUCCAGCGUUUCUCCUCUGAGGACUCCCUGGAGGACAGCUACAGCAGCUCCAGCGGAGGCUCCAGUGGAACCGAGUCUCCAACGUUCGAUGGAUCAGCCACCAAGAGGCUCACCGUGUUUGAACGUCUGUCCCUGUCUGACUAAGGGAAACAAACAGAAGAGAACUGACACUUAACUGUGUCUGUCUAUCUGGACUUAACUUCACAACCAGAACUUAUCAGCUCUAGAGGACACAAUAACACUUAAAACUUAAUUUAUGUUUGUAAAAAUGGAACUUUUCUUGGACAAACUACACAUACUGAGAUUAGUACCCAAAUGUAUCAGACUCUAUUUUUAUACUUCAAAAUAUUGUGUAGCCUAUUGGACCUUUGUAUGUGGUCUUCCAUAGGAGCUAACUCUUCUGCAGGUCUUGACAGCACCAGUAAAUAGUCUGGUUCAUAGUUAGUGUAAAUUGUUAAGUGAUAACCAUUAAUUCCAGUGCCUUAAAGAUUCUCCCUGUCUCAUAGGCUAUUCACUCUCAGUGCCACGAACAGUAUGUUUGAUUCAGUAGCCUUAAUCAGUGAGACCUGACGUGUCAUUGAUGCCAUUUAAUCUGUGAUAUGCACUUUACAGCUAAUUCAAACGGGAGAGAAUGUUGAAUCUCCCAGUAGCAUUCAACCAAAGCUUCAUACUUCACUCUGCUCUGUGUGCGUCUGUGUGUGUGUGUAUGUGUGUCUGUAUAUACGCAUGUGUGGAUGAAUGUGUGUAACCUUGUCAUUUUUCUGAGACCUGGGGUGCAAGCGUAGAUGAGUUUCAGAAUGCUGGAAGAUCAAAGUGUGCUAACAGAAGAAAACGUUUGUCAGUGAGUUUAGAUCUUGAAUGUCUGUAUCCUGACAUACUUCAGAUUUAAUUUUUUUUUUUUUUUUUGUAAAACAUUCUGUUGCACCCCAUCUUAUAUCGUCCCCUGUUUGUUUGACAACCUGGUUCAGGGACUUUAACACCACAGUAUUCCUUAUGGUUAUUGGUCGCCUUGUGUUUAACUUAAACUAAUAUAUUUAUUAUGAUAUUUAUUUGUGUUUAACGAAAAGAAAAAUGUAUUUUGUACUUUAUUUAUGGAGAAAUAUUUCAAGCUCUGUGAAAUACCAAUGUGAGAAAAAGCAGUAAAAAAGAGAAUCUUAUAUUUUUAAUUUCCUGAAAGGGACUAAAUAAAUUUCUGAAUAAAGAAAAGAAUGUAUGCUG
Molecule: messenger RNA, 2459 nt
Organism: Seriola dumerili (greater amberjack)
Lineage: Eukaryota; Metazoa; Chordata; Actinopteri; Carangiformes; Carangidae
Product: mRNA decay activator protein ZFP36L1-like
Exons: 2
Coding region: 84-1385 (433 amino acids)
Molecular function (GO): metal ion binding; mRNA binding
Source: RefSeq, a predicted model, not a curated record